UGAGGUUCUCCGGAGUCAGGGAGCCUGUGAAUCCGAGAACCUGGCGGCGGUUCAACGACCCCGCCCUCGGGGUCCCCAGGGGGCACCUUCUGGCGAGCUCGAUUGUCUGGAGCGAAGGCGCCGGGCGAGCAGCGAGUGAGAGGGCCUGGGGCCGGGGACACGAGGCCCAGAGCAAACCCCCGGCCCCUCCUGGGCUCCCUGUGGGUGGAAACUUCCCGGCUGCGAGCAGAGCGCGGGAGGGGGGCGGCGGGGCGGCGGUUCCCCUCGCGGCGGCGGAGAACCGUGCCCGCGAGGCUCCGGGCGCGCGGCGAGCGCGGCGGCCGCCGCCUCCUCCCUUCCCCGCCUCCGCCGCGCUGCCUCCUCCCUCCGCCCGGCUCGGCCUCCCUCGCACCCUCCCCUCGUGGCUGGCUCCGGCGGCGGCGGCGGCGGCGGCGGCGGCGGGCGGGGAGGGCGUGCGCGGGCCGAGAGGUGUCGGCUGCGAGGGAAGGGAAGUUUCAAGUGGAAGGUCGUCGGCGGGCCGGUGCGUCCUCCCGCUCUCCUCCGGCAGCAUCAUGGCGGAGCCCAGCGGUUCUCCCGUGCACGUCCAGCAGCCCCAGCAGGCGGCCCCGGUGACAGCGGCGGCGGCGGCGGCGACGGUGGCGGCCCCGGCAUCCGCGCCCGCAGGACCGGCCCCGGCGGCUCCCGCGGCUCCGGGCCCGACCUCCGCGGCGCAGGCGGUCGGCUGGCCCAUCUGCAGGGACGCGUACGAGCUGCAGGAGGUUAUCGGCAGUGGAGCUACGGCUGUGGUGCAGGCCGCGCUGUGCAAACCCAGGCAAGAACGCGUAGCCAUAAAGCGGAUCAACUUGGAAAAAUGCCAGACCAGUAUGGAUGAACUCUUAAAAGAAAUUCAAGCCAUGAGUCAAUGCAGCCAUCCCAACGUAGUGACCUAUUACACCUCUUUUGUGGUUAAAGAUGAACUUUGGCUGGUUAUGAAAUUGCUAAGUGGAGGUUCAAUGCUGGAUAUCAUAAAAUACAUUGUCAACAGAGGAGAACACAAGAAUGGAGUUCUGGAAGAGGCAAUAAUAGCAACAAUUCUUAAAGAGGUUUUGGAAGGCUUAGACUAUCUACACAGAAAUGGUCAAAUUCAUAGGGAUUUGAAAGCUGGUAAUAUUCUUCUUGGUGAGGAUGGUUCAGUACAAAUAGCAGAUUUUGGGGUAAGUGCAUUCUUAGCAACGGGGGGUGACGUAACCCGGAAUAAAGUAAGAAAAACAUUUGUUGGCACCCCGUGUUGGAUGGCCCCUGAAGUCAUGGAGCAGGUGAGAGGCUAUGACUUCAAGGCUGACAUGUGGAGUUUUGGAAUAACUGCCAUUGAAUUAGCAACAGGAGCAGCUCCUUACCACAAAUAUCCUCCUAUGAAAGUGUUAAUGUUGACGUUGCAAAAUGAUCCACCCACUUUAGAAACCGGAGUGGAGGAUAAGGAAAUGAUGAAAAAGUACGGCAAGUCCUUUAGAAAAUUGCUUUCACUGUGUCUUCAGAAAGAUCCUUCCAAAAGGCCCACAGCAGCAGAACUUUUAAAAUGCAAAUUCUUCCAGAAAGCCAAGAACAGAGAGUACCUGAUUGAGAAGCUGCUCACAAGAACACCAGACAUAGCCCAAAGAGCAAAAAAGGUAAGAAGAGUUCCGGGGUCAAGUGGUCACCUUCAUAAAACUGAAGACGGUGACUGGGAGUGGAGUGACGACGAGAUGGAUGAAAAAAGUGAAGAAGGGAAAGCAGCCUUUUCUCAAGAAAAGUCACGAAGAGUAAAAGAAGAAAAUCCAGAGAUCGCGGUGAAUGCCAGCAGCAUACCUGAGCAAAUCCAGUCUCUCUCAGUGCAAGAUUCUCAGGGCCUACCAAAUGCCAAUGAAGACUACAGAGAAGCUUCUUGUGCUGUGAACCUCGUUUUAAGAUUAAGAAACUCCAGGAAGGAACUUAAUGACAUAAGAUUUGAGUUUACUCCAGGAAGAGAUACGGCAGAUGGUGUUUCUCAGGAGCUCUUCUCUGCUGGCUUGGUUGAUGGUCAUGAUGUAGUUAUAGUGGCUGCUAAUCUACAGAAGAUUGUAGAUGAUCCCAAAGCUUUAAAAACACUGACAUUUAAGUUGGCUUCUGGCUGUGAUGGGUCAGAGAUUCCUGAUGAAGUGAAGCUGAUUGGGUUUGCCCAGUUGAGUGUCAGCUGAUGUAUGUCAUUUUGAGUUCACGAUGGUGUGUCAUGUCCCUCUCACAACACUCCUCCUGUCAACUUCCCCCACCUUCCUCCCACCCCCACACUCCCAGUUCCCAGCAAAAUCAGAAAGAAGAUUGUGAAGAGGUCAGCUUUGACAAAAUGGGGUGGGGGUGUUUGUUUGUUUGUUUUUUUGUUUUUAACUUCCAGCACUGCGAGUUCUGCUUUAUUCUCUAGCAAUCCACAGUAUGAGAACAAGCAAAUGCCACAGCUGCACGACUGUUGCUAACUUUUCCAAAAGCUAUUUAAUAUUCUUAGCAAUCAAUUCGAAUAUCCCUUAAGUGAAAAGAAUCUGAAAUACACUCAGGUGGUCCUAUUCAUUGGCAAAAGGAUUUUUUUUUCUUUAUCAGAAGCCUAUUCUUUCUUUGUUCUUUCUGUUAUAAUACUUUAAUUGUACAUCUGACAAUACUGCCUCUUUUGUGUUUUACUUAGAACUUAAUAUACUUGUAAAAUUAAGAUUUAUUAGCCAAACUUGAAUUCUAGUUUUAAAACUGACUGUGAAUUUUAUUUUUCAUAUAUUUAUGCAUUACACACCUUAGCUAUAAGAAAAAAGAGGUUUUGAUUACAUGCUUCUUGCAGUUAAAUCUCCUGUUAUUUAAAAAGUUUCAGGUCUGUCUUUGGAGUAUUUAUAACUUCUGAUUUUGGAUGACUAAAUUAGGAACUAGGAUUUUUUUUUUUUUUUUUUGGUUUGUUUGCCUAAAAAAAAAAAAAAUUAAAUCCACAAUCUGUCUCUUGGGAGAGGGAGGUGCCUUGCUAACUUUCAUAUUAAGAAUGUGCCUGAGGCUGCCUUACUCUGGAAGUCUCAGAUCUAAAAUUUCCUCUGCAUAAAGUGGCAUAUAGAAGUAAGUUUGGCUUAAUUGGAACAUUUAAGAUGCUAUAUAAGUGUUGCCAUUCUAUUAGACUGCUAAUUAUAUACCCAUCUCUGAUUUGACUUCUGUUUAAGUGAUAAGACUUGUUCCAAAGUGAUAAAUUUGACAAUACUAGGAUCUGAAUUUUACUUGAAAUUCUGAAGAAUACCCAGAUGGAGUGAAAAAAAAAAUUUAAAGGGUUUUGUGCAAUGACUAAAAGGUAAAAAAAAAACGCUGUUAAAAUUUGAGAAUAAGUACUUUUCAACCCAAGUAACCUUCUGCUUGACUGUAUAUAAUGGAAUAGUAAACCUUAGGAUUCUCAAAUUGGAGUCUAAACUUUCAGGGAGGUACACUCCCAGGAUGGUACCAUUUGCUCUUUCCUAGCUAAUCCUAGAUAUGGCAGCUCUUUAAUGUACUUUAAAAAAGCAAAUAUAUAUUACUAAGGAAAAAAAAGUUAUUUAUAAUUGCCUUGUCAUAAUUAUUAAGGUGUUCUAGAGCCAUUUGCAUACAAUUUAAUGUAAUUUCAUUCCAUUCUAUUGUUUACACAACGAUUAUUCAAAGAUGACUGCAAAGGUAAAAGGAAAAUAAAAGUGUAUUGCACAAAGA
Molecule: messenger RNA, 3690 nt
Organism: Erinaceus europaeus (western European hedgehog)
Lineage: Eukaryota; Metazoa; Chordata; Mammalia; Eulipotyphla; Erinaceidae
Gene: STK39
Product: serine/threonine kinase 39
Exons: 18
Coding region: 552-2192 (546 amino acids)
Biological process (GO): protein phosphorylation
Molecular function (GO): protein serine/threonine kinase activity; ATP binding
Source: RefSeq, a predicted model, not a curated record